AUGGACGAGCACGCCCACGAAAAGGCGGACGCUAGUCACCGCAUCGAAGAGGUCGAGCCGGCCUCCAGGGACUCAUUAUCAGCCUCCACGGCCAACGACGACAACGGCUACAACGACUACGACGAUGCUGAUGACCGUGACGGCCUCUCAGUUGCCAAUGCCGAGGCCGAGUUCCAGGAGCUCCAGAGAGAGUUCACCGGUGUAUCUCGCGCCAGCCGCAGGGGCGGAGCACAUGACCACGGCAACUCUGAAAAGGUAGCGACGGGGGCGGGGGCGGUCAGCGAAUCUGAUGCUGGGUCUGUUUUCGACCUGGAAACAGCACUACGCGGCGAGCUCCACGCCAGCAGCGAGGUGGGCCGCGACAAGCACAUUGGCGUGUACUGGCGCGACCUGACGGUCAAGGGGGUGGGUGGGCGGGCCAACUACGUCGAGACGUUCCCGGACGCCUUUGUCAACUUCUUCGACCUCUUCACGCCGCUGGCGAGGAGGAUGGGGCUGGGCAGGAAGCCGGCCGAGGCCACCAUCCUCCGGGGGUUCUCGGGGGUUUGCAAUCCCGGCGAGAUGGUGCUGGUGCUGGGCAAGCCCGGCUCCGGGUGCACGACGUUCCUCAAGACCAUCGCCAACCAGCGGCACGGGUACUCGGGGGUGACGGGCGAGGUGCUGUACGGGCCCUGGACGGCCGAAGAGUUCGGGCGGUACCGCGGCGAGGCCGUGUACAACGCCGAGGACGACCUGCACCACCCGACCUUGACGGUGGAGCAGACGCUGGGGUUCGCGGUCGAGACCAAGAUGCCGGCCCGGCGGCCGGGAAACAUGUCCAAGGCCGAGUUCAAGGACCACGUCAUCACCAUGCUGCUCAAGAUGUUCAACAUCGAGCACACGCGCAGGACCGUCGUCGGCAACGCCUUCGUUCGCGGCGUGUCCGGCGGCGAGCGCAAGCGCGUCUCCAUCGCCGAGAUGAUGAUCACAAAGGCCUGCGUUCUCUCGUGGGACAACAGCACCCGCGGCCUCGACGCCAGCACUGCCCUCGACUUUGCCAAGUCGCUCCGCAUCCAGACGAACCUGUACAGGACCACCACCUUCGUCUCCCUCUACCAGGCAUCCGAGAACAUAUACAACCUCUUCGACAAGGUCAUGGUCAUCGACGACGGCCGGCAGGUCUUCUUCGGCCCCACCGCCGACGCCCGCGCCUACUUCGAGGGCCUGGGCUUCGCGAAGAGGCCCCGCCAGACCACCCCAGACUACCUGACCGGCUGCACUGACGAGUUCGAGCGCCGCUACGCCCCCGGCCGCUCAGAGGCCGACUCGCCCCACAGCCCCGACACCCUGCUCCGGGCCUUCGAAGCCUCACCCCACCGGUCCGCCCUCGACGCCUCCAUGGCCGCCUACAGGUCCGGCCUGGACGCCGACGCCGACAAGCACGACGAGUUCCGCCUGGCCGUCCGCGAGAGCAAGCGCGCCGCCUCGGGCCGCUCGGCCUACCAGGUCGGCUUCCACCUGCAGGUGUGGGCACUCAUGCGCCGCCAGUUCACACUCAAGCUGCAGGACCGCUUCAACCUCACCGUCUCGUGGGUGCGCAGCAUUGUCAUCGCCGUCGUCCUGGGAGCCUUGUAUCUCAACCUGGCCGAGACGUCGGCCAGCGCCUUCAGCAAGGGUGGCCUGAUCUUCACAGCCCUGUUGUUCAACGCCUUCAAGGCCUUCUCCGAGCUGUCGGGCACCAUGCUGGGCCGGCCCAUCGUCAACAAGCACCGCGCCUACGCCUUCCACCGGCCCUCGGCGCUGUGGAUAGCCCAGAUCUUUGUCGACCAGGCCUUCGCCGCCACCGAGAUCCUGGUCUUCACCAUCAUCGUCUACUUCAUGACGGGCCUGUACCGCUCCGCCGGCGCCUUCUUCACCUUCUACCUCAUGAUCCUGUGCGGCAACAUCGGCAUGACGCUCUUCUUCCGCAUCGUCGGCUGCGUCAGCCCGGAUUUCGACUACGCCAUCAAGUUCGCCGUCGUCAUCAUCACCCUGCUCGUCACCACGUCUGGCUACCUGAUCCAGUAUGACGUGCAGCAGACGUGGCUCCGGUGGAUCUUCUGGAUCAACGUGCUCGGGCUUUCGUUCAGCGGCAUGAUGAUGAACGAGUUCAGCCGCAUCGACCUGAAGUGCACGUCCGAGUCGCUCAUCCCAUCGGGUCCCAGCUACGGCGACAUCGAGAACCAGGUGUGCACGCUGGCCGGGUCGACGGCCGGGUCCGACGUCAUAUCGGGCUCCCAGUACAUCCGGCAGGCCUUCCAGUACAACCCCGACGACAUCUGGCGCAACUGGGGCAUCGUCAUGGCCCUAAUCGUCUUCUUCCUAAUCCUCAACGUCGUCCUCGGCGAGCUCGUCCGCUUCGGCAUGGGCGGUAACACGGCCAAGGUCUUCACCCGGCCUAACCGCGAGCGCAAUGAGCUCAAUAGCAGGCUGGCCGAGAGGCGCGAGGCCCGCCGCGCCGAUAAGUCGGACGAGCAGGGCGCCGGCAGCACGCGCAUGAACUCGGAGAGCAUCCUCACCUGGGAGAAGCUGUGCUACGACGUCCCCGUGGCCGGCGGCACGCGCCGCCUCCUCGACGAUAUCUAUGGGUACGUGCGGCCGGGCGAGCUGACGGCGCUGAUGGGCGCAUCGGGCGCCGGCAAGACGACACUCCUCGACGUCCUGGCGUCGCGCAAGAACAUUGGCAUCAUCACGGGCGACGUGUUCGUGGACGGGGCCAGGCCUGGCCGGCAGUUCCAGCGCUCCACGUCGUACGCCGAGCAGAUCGACCUGCACGAGCCGACGCAGUCGGUGCGUGAGGCGCUGCGCUUCUCAGCCGAGCUUCGCCAGCCGCACGGGACGCCGGUAGCCGACCGUCACGCCUACGUCGAGGAUAUCAUCCACCUCCUGGAGAUGGAGGACAUGGCCGACGCCAUAAUCGGCACGCCCGAGGCCGGGCUGACGGUCGAGCAGCGCAAGCGCGUCACCAUCGGCGUCGAGCUGGCCGCCAAGCCCGAGCUCCUGCUCUUCCUCGACGAGCCCACUUCCGGCCUCGACAGCCAAAGCGCCUUCAACAUCGUCCGCUUCCUCAAGAAGCUCUCGGACGCCGGGCAGGCUAUCCUGUGCACCAUCCACCAGCCCAACGCCGCCCUGUUCGAGAAUUUUGACCGGCUCCUCCUCCUCCAGCGCGGUGGCCGCACCGUCUACUUCGGCCCCGUCGGCACCGACGCCCGCGUCCUGCGCUCCUACCUCUCUCGCCACGGGGCCGAGGCGGCCCCCACCGACAACGUCGCCGAGUUCAUGCUUGAGGCCGUCGGCGCGGGCAGCAAGCCGCGCAUCGGCGACCGCGACUGGGCCGACAUCUGGGCCGGCAGCCCGGAGCUGGUCGAGGUCAAGGCCACGAUCGCUCAGCUCAAGCAGGAGAGGACCGGGGCCGCCGCCGCUACCGCCGCGGCAGAACGUGACCAGGAAAAGGAGUACGCGUCCCCGGUCGCGCACCAGAUCGAGGUGGUGUGCCGACGCAUGGUGCGGUCGUACUGGCGGUCACCCAACUACCUGUUCACGCGCAUCUUCAAUCACGUGGCCGUGUCUGUCAUCACGGGCCUCACCUUCCUACAGCUCGACGACUCGCGCAUCUCGCUCCAGAACAAGGUCUUCGUCAUGUACCAGGUCAACGUGUUGCCGGCCCUGAUCAUGUCGCAAGUCGAGGUCAUGUUCCACGGCAAGCGGGCCAUCUACUUCCGCGAGUCGUCCUCCAAGAUGUACUCGCCGCUGACCUUUGCGACGGCCAUGACGCUGGCCGAGCUGCCAUACUCGGUCUUCUGCGCCGUCGUCUUCUUCCUGCCCAUCUACUAUAUGCCGGGCUUCCAGGCCGACUCGUCCCGCGCGGGCUUCCAGUUCCUCAUGGUCCUCGUGACCGAGACGUUUGCCGUGUCGCUGGCCCAGGCCCUCGCCUCCCUCACGCCCAGCGCCCGCAUCUCCUCCCAGUUCGACCCCUUCCUCAUGAUCACCUUCUCGCUCUUCUGCGGCGUCACCAUCCCAUACCCGCAGAUCCCGCACUUCUGGAAGUCCUGGCUCUACCAGCUCGACCCCUUCACUCGUCUCAUCGGCGGCAUGGUCGUCACAGCCCUCAAGGGCGUCCCCGUCCACUGCAAGACCGGGGAGCUCAGCUCCUUCUCCGCUCCCGAGAACAUGACCUGCGGAGAGUACAUGCAGCCUUACUUCGACGCCGGCGCCGCCGGUUAUCUCGUCAGCAACGACACCCAGGACUGCCGGUACUGCGCCUACUCGGUCGGCGAUCAGUUCUUCAAGCCCCUCAACCUGUCCUUUGACAACCGCUGGAGGGAUCUCGGAAUCUUUGCUUGCUAUAUUGUCAGUAACCUGGCUAUUCUAUUUCUUGCGGUGAGCUCGGACCAUGCCCUUUCAUGCCCCUAUUCCAUUUCCACAUCAGAUUCUCAGAACUGA
Messenger RNA from Geosmithia morbida, 4461 nucleotides. RefSeq names its product ABC-type branched-chain amino acid transport system, ATPase component. The transcript has a single exon. Gene Ontology annotation, cellular component: membrane. The coding region runs from base 1 to 4461 and encodes 1486 amino acids. Gene Ontology annotation, biological process: transmembrane transport. Lineage: Eukaryota; Fungi; Ascomycota; Sordariomycetes; Hypocreales; Bionectriaceae. The record is from RefSeq and is a predicted model, not a curated record. Gene Ontology annotation, molecular function: ATP hydrolysis activity; ATP binding; ABC-type transporter activity.